Messenger RNA from Colossoma macropomum (tambaqui), 5998 nucleotides. RefSeq names its product YTH N(6)-methyladenosine RNA binding protein 3 (gene ythdf3). Lineage: Eukaryota; Metazoa; Chordata; Actinopteri; Characiformes; Serrasalmidae. Gene Ontology annotation, molecular function: N6-methyladenosine-containing RNA reader activity; mRNA binding. Gene Ontology annotation, biological process: mRNA destabilization. Bases 398 to 2212 code for a protein of 604 amino acids. The record is from RefSeq and is a predicted model, not a curated record. The transcript has 4 exons. Gene Ontology annotation, cellular component: cytoplasm.
UACAUGACCGGAGGAGGGAAAACUCUGCCAUUAUACGUCGUGACUUUUCCUCGUCAUCGGCGGAAGGUCAGCGAACACAACCGGAAAGCAAGACUACUAACCCGAUCCGCCAUUGUGGAGCAAAAGUGGGGGGAAAAACGGAAGGGUUGCUGUUUUACUCCCCAUCGGACGACACGCUGAGUGAAUGUUUCGGAGCGACUCGAGUCCCAUUCUCCAGUCCAGCAAGUCGACAUCCGUGGCCUCCGUCGUCUAAAGCGUGAGAGAGCCGGUGGAGUUGGCCGAGGCGCAGCGGGGAGAGAGCGAGAGCCAAGCGAGGAAACAGCGCACAGGUAGCGGGCAGCAGUGGCAGCAGAGACCGUGGACACUCAGCACAGCAAGCAGCUCGGGCUCCUGGAGGAUGUCUGCCACAACUGUCGACCAGAGACCUAAAGGACAAGGAAAUAAAGUGCAAAACGGUUCAAUGCAUCAGAAGGAUGCUGUAAAUGAUGAUGACUUUGAGAAUUACUUGAGCAGCCAGACAAAUCAGAGUAAUAGCUACCCACCAAUGUCUGACCCCUACAUGCCCAGCUACUAUGCCCCAUCUAUCGGAUUCCCUUACUCUCUGGGUGAAGCUGCUUGGUCUACCGCAGGAGACCCUCCUAUGCCCUACUUGACCACCUAUGGACAGAUGAGCAAUGGUGAGCACCAUUUCAUCCCGGAUGGAGUAUUCAGCCAGCCUGGAGCUCUAGGCAACACACCUCCCUUUCUCAGCCAACAUGGAUUUAACUUCUUUCCUGGCAAUGCAGACUUUUCCACCUGGGGCACCAGUGGCUCACAGGGACAGUCUACGCAGAGCUCAGCGUACAGCAGCAGCUACGGCUAUGCCCCCAGCUCUCUGGGCAGGGCCAUCGCGGACGGACAAGCAGGGUUUGGCAGUGACACGCAGCUUAGUAAAGUUCCGGGUCUCAGCAGUAUCGAUCAGGGCAUGGCUGGACUCAAGCUUGGGUCCGACAUGGCGGCCGUCACUAAAACUGUGGGUUCUCCUCUUGGAGGAACCGCAGGUAUGAGCAGUAUGGCAGCCAACAGCAUGCCGCCUGUAAGCUCUUCUGCUCCUAAGCCCACAUCAUGGGCAGCUAUAGCUAAAAAACCUGCUAAACCACAGCCCAAGCUAAAGCCUAAAACCAAUACUGGCAUGGGAAGUGGUGCUGUGAUUCCUCCUCCUCCUAUAAAGCAUAACAUGAACAUUGGUACUUGGGAUGAUAAAGGCUCCAUCACGAAGCAAACCCUUGCUCAACAGAUGCUGCCACCUCAGCCCCUGGUGCAGCAACAGCUCCUGGCCCAGCCCCAGCCCUUAUUGCAAAGCCCACUGCCUCCACAGCCUCAGCACCAGCAGAUCCAGCUGCAGUCCCCCCAGCCCCCUCAGCAGCUCCCCCCAGGCCCCCCUCACCCUCUCCAACACCAUCCCUCUCAGCCUGGUCCCCCUCAGCCCCCACACCCACUCCCUCAGCAGAACGCACCACCUCAAAACCGUUGGGUGGCCCCGAGGAACCGGGUCGCGACCUUCAACCAGAACAGUGGGGCCGAAACCUUCGGCCUGGGUACCGGGGUGCCCUUGAGCACCUCACCCUCCUCCAGUGAGGUCCACCCCGUGCUGGAGAAACUUAAAGCCCUCAACAACUACAACCCCAAAGACUUUGACUGGAACUUGAAGAACGGACGGGUAUUCAUAAUCAAGAGCUACUCGGAGGACGACAUCCACCGGUCCAUCAAGUACUCCAUCUGGUGCAGCACCGAGCAUGGCAACAAGCGCCUGGACGCCGCCUACCGCUCGCUGGGGGCCAAGGGCCCGCUCUACCUGCUGUUCAGCGUCAACGGCAGUGGCCACUUCUGUGGUGUGGCCGAGAUGAAGUCCACAGUGGACUACAAUGCCUACGCAGGCGUCUGGUCUCAGGACAAGUGGAAGGGCAAGUUCGAAGUGAAAUGGAUCUUUGUCAAGGACGUGCCCAACAACCAGCUGCGGCACAUCCGCUUAGAAAACAAUGAUAACAAGCCCGUCACCAACUCCAGGGACACUCAGGAGGUGCCCCUAGAGAAGGCAAAGCAAGUGCUUAAAAUUAUUGCUACUUUCAAGCAUACCACCUCAAUCUUUGACGAUUUUGCACAUUACGAAAAGCGGCAGGAGGAGGAGGAAGCCAUGCGAAGGGUAAGCAUGGCUCUCCAGCACACUCCAUAAUAGCUGAAAGCAAUCUCUGUCCAUCUAUAGAUCUCACCGAUCCUAUCGCUCGAACAGUAUUGGAUUAGAACAUCGUCAGCAUGUCCAUUCAUUUCAAAGGGAGGGCUUUUAAUAGUGCUUGAAUUUGCAAGCCAAAUGAGUGUUGCUCUGUUAUUUGUGCUUCAAAGGUGGGCAUUGGAAAGCAUCAUUAUUUCCCAAAAAUGAAAUUAGGCCUAUAUUAGGAAGACAGUGAAUGUAGAAAUUGUAACGAAUCUAAAAUCUUUAUUGUAUUCAAUUGUCUGGAAGCUAAGACUUGUUACUUGGGCCCUUGCGAUUCAUGGAACUUUUCACCGAUGGGUUCAGAGAAAGACAUAAUGAAUUUAAUGGUAAUUGAAGGGGGGUUGUAACCUCAUAGCUUAAUACCAAAGAACUGGCACUAACUGGUGACGACAUACACCAAGCGGUUCAAACAGCAAGCAGAUGUCCCAUUAAUAGAUGUUACACUGACAUCAUUUCCUGCCCACGCAACACAAAUUAUUAAUGACCGUGCCCAUUACCUCAACAUCAGCUGCUUUUCAUCUCCAUCUGUGUUGCAUGACAGCAGAAGUGCUUUAUAAUAUAUUUGACUGCAAUACAUGUGGAUGUGAUACUGGGUUGAGUUAGACAUAAUAGAGACCUACUAGCUAGAAGAUAAAUACACAAAUUAGGGAUGCACAGUGAUAUCAGAACUAUAUUGAUAUUGGUGGAUAAUUGUUUUUAAAGUAAAUAUUCCUUCUUGCAGCACCUCAAACUCAUUUGUGGUGUAAGCCACACUCACUUUCCGUUUAUAAUUUGAAAGAAAAUAUAAAAUGUAUGGCUCACAAAUCAGUAUCAAAACGAGUGUCUGUAUUAAUCAAGACAAAACCCAUCAAAUUCAGUCAUAAAGUGAAUAGUACCCAUUCUGAAAUCUGAUUGGCUGAGCCAGGUUUGAAGUCAUUGUAAAAUAACUGAUGUACAUGCGCUUAUGAGCACACUCAACCGAAUCCUGUAUUAAGGCACGAAGACCAAGACCACGAUUGAGGCCAUUCAGAAUAUAGAUUCGAUCCGACUGAACGAGGUGGGUAGCCCUGUAAAUAAUCCAUUAAAUAGAAGAAUAAUAACCAUGUAAACGCCGUAUCUGAUUACAUUCCCAGUCUGAAAGUUUAAGUAUGUUCUGUGCAUGUGCGUCAUAGCGAAAGUUAAUAACGUUAGUGGGAGCAGAAACUGGUCUGCAGUGGAAACGAAGUUUAUGCUUUGAGCUUUAGAAGACGGCGGUGGGACGAGCGUCCAGCUUAUGUUUCUCAGAACACAACGUCUUCCUCUCAGCCUUCUUUAAUAAGGAUAUGUGAAGUACGUUUUCCUGAGUCUGACAUCAUUUUAAAGUAAUUAAAAAAAACACGAGCACUGCUCACUGCUGCUCCUCUCACGCUGACAGGAUGCUCGUUGUCAUGGUAACGUGUAUGGUACACUAAGUGGCACUAAUUUUGGAUCUGAUUACUUGUAGUGUGCAUGUAAACAGAGAUUUUCCAUCAGAUUGUUGAGUUGAGCAAGCAUUUAAACACCCCAGUCUUAACAUAUAAUCACAAUGAAUUCAGUCGGAUCGGCAAAAAUAAACAUAGCCAGUGUUCCUUGUUUGCACAGAAUGAAGUGCUGGUAGGUGGGGCCAGGCAUCAGCAUGUAUAUGACUUAAAUGAACCAAAACCAUACUAAACUUACCCUGCGCACUUACUCUUGGAGAACAUGGACAACAUAGUUGUUUUAUCUCGUGUGGAUGUUUACUUAGAUAUGGUACAUUGUUGUAGUUGUGCUGUCACCCUCUCAGAAAGUGGUUCCAAACACCACUGUUUUUAGCUGUGUGCUUCAUUUUCUAGUAGGCCUAUCCAGCCGAACAAGUUGCCUAUUGUGCCAUUGUACGUAGACUCUAACAGCUUUUAACUUAAAUGAUAAACUUGCCUAUUCAAAUGGGAACUGUUGUUUUUUUCGCUAAUGAAAUGCAAUAGAAUAAAGUUUGUUUUUUAACCAGUAAUGUUGGUAGAAAAGUUAUUUGUCCAUUAACGGUUAAUUGAUUAGUCAUUUACAUUCCUAAGCCAGCCUUAGUGACCAUUACAAAUGAAUAUUUCUCCCCUUUUUUAAAAGUGUCUUUUGGCAUCAGCAUGGACAGAUACAUAUGUGAAAAAUAUACACAUCUCUAUCGACAGAAGUCCAGUAUCGUCCCUUGUACAAGUAGUUCAGAUGGUUCAAAUGCAAGUGUCUGGGUGCAGUGGGAGUAUUAGUUGUAGAUGUGGUAAUUCUUAGGCAGUAGUAAAGGUUACACAAGCAUUUACUGUAUAUGGCAGGUCAGCACUUUGGGGAAUUGGGUUUUGCAGAGAGCCUGAUUUCCAGUACAUUUGAUUAAUAAUCUCUCCUGGAUUGCAUGGACAGUAAUGAAUUAAAGUACACCCAUUCCAAAGGCCAGUGGAUUUUUUUUUUGUCUCUUCUCUCCAGGCUCACCUUUUUGGGGGGUUGUCUUGUUCCCCUGUUUGAUUCCUAGAAAAAGAUUUAUGGAGUGUAAUUCUAAAACAUAGGCUAAGCCAGGGCAGAAUCAUAUUUCACCUCAGAGAGAAAUAUCUCUGACGGGUUCUGAAUGAUUUAAAAAGUAUUUAGUAUUGGUAGCAUGGUGUUCAUCCAAGAUAAACAUGUUUGUUGGCUUGUCUCGCUCGUUUUCCACCAUGACUUUGCGAAGAGAUUUGCCGUGACGGUACAUGCUGCACACACUGACGUUACAAAUUGCUUGGUACACACUGGGCCGACUGGAUGUAAAUGUUUGGGUGCUUGGCACAGGUAAUGUUAGGCUGUCUUUUUGAUAGGCUGUGAUUUGGAUAUACACAAACCUUUAACUUUAUCAGAUAAGCCGAAGCAUCUCCAACAACAGUUUUUGUAGGCAGUUACAUCAUUACGUAAAGCAUUUUUAUAGCUAAAAGUGUGCAUAAUGGAAAAGCUGCUGACCGUCAGUGGUGUUUUUUUUUGGGGUUUUUUUUUGCGUAUUUUCAUUUUAUUGCUUGCAAUUUGUGAUGAAAGUGGAUGGAAACUAAUUUCAUGGAAUCAUGAUGUUUUGUUUUUUGAGGUUUGAUAACUUAGAUUUAUGAUUUUUUUUUUUUUUAUUCAACGUUUCACACACUGCACUGCAGCGAAUCCAUGUAACCAGGACUGAUUAUACUAUCUUAAUGAAACAUACUGUUAGUCAGUCAGUGUUCUUUAAGUACUGUCAAUAUCCACGAUAUGCUCAAAGAACAUUUUGCGAGCAUGUGACGUGAUUUAUCAUGAUGAAUAUUAGGACAGGACAGUAUAACAUUUAUUGUUAUCAUGAUAAGUUACUGUAUGUCACAAUAUGCUUCUCUGAGUAUAUGGUAUCUAUUGUACGUACUUAAAGAACAAUAACAACUGCAUAUUUAAUUAGAAAGAAGCGUAGUUAGUCCUGUUUACUUGGAUUUAUUGAAGCACACAGUAUGUGAUGUUGAAGUAAUUGUAUUCAUAGUAUUUUUUGAAUCUGACACUGCUUGUUCUUUUUUGUUUGUUCCACCUUACAAUAUGUCAAAAAAAUAUUGAGACAGGUUUUGUAUCGUGACAUUAUAUUUUCCAUAUCACCCACCUGUAAUGAAUAUUGUCACUGGCGGCCACUUAUCACAGUUGGUUGGGUGGAGAUGAUGGCAAGAAUAUCACAGUGCUUCACGACACUUUCACGAUACACAAUAUCAGUCACAGUAUUUAUUGUUUCUGAGGUUUGAUAAAUUGGAAUGGAUUAAAAAAAAA